Messenger RNA from Brenthis ino (lesser marbled fritillary), 1521 nucleotides. The record is from the annotation of a GenBank genome assembly. NCBI's taxonomy places the organism in Eukaryota, Metazoa, Arthropoda, Insecta, Lepidoptera, Nymphalidae.
AUGGAUCGGAAAAGACGUCUAGCAUUGCUCCUAUUACUACGUCACCGCCGAAAUCGACGCAAGAUCACAAGACGAAUGAGUGUAUCCAGCUUCGAAUGUUUAUUGAAGUCCUUAGAACCACACAUACGAAAAAACUAUACUAAUAUGAGGAAUCCAGUGGAACCAGUAGAAAUGCUGGGAAUCACUUUAAGAUACCUAGGAAGUGGAAAUUCAAUAACUGAUUUACAUUUCAAAUUCAAACGGGGAAAAUCUACUAUUGCAUAUAUAAUACAAAGAGUUUGUCGUGCUAUAUGGACCAAUCUUCUUCGAGACAACAUCCCUGAACUGACAACUGAAAGUUUCCAAACAAUAGCGAGGGGUUUUGAUGUAAAGGCAAAUUUUCCUCAAUGUAUUGGGAAUUUAAGAACAAAGUGUGACACAAUGAAAAGUUCUUUUAAUGGUCUUAUAUCAGAGAUACCAUAUAUAAGAGUAGAUAAUUUUGAAAAUAAAAUGUCUGCAGAAGUAAGAGCUUAUUUUCUGAGUCAUUAUCACAGUGAUCAUAUUGUUGGAUUACACACUGAUGUAUUUCUAGAGCAUUUAGAAAAAAAAGCCCCAAAAGCGUACCUAUAUUGUACAGAGCUCACUGCGGCAUUUAUUGAUGAUGACUUAAGUCAUAGUCAUAAAAAAAUAAUGGAAUAUGUUAAGCCGCUGAAAAUGGGUUCAACGCUAAUAACAUUACCACCAAUAGAUGAAAAUAAUGAAUUAUUGCUCACCGUCACACUAAUUCCAGCGGGACAUUGCGCUGGGUCCACCAUGUUUUUAUUUAAAACUAGCGAAACAACCGUAUUGUAUACUGGAGAUUUUAGAAUUAACAUAAAUGAUUUACCAAAAUAUAAAGCUCUCCAUUCUAACGAAGAACCAAUAAAAAUUGACGCCUUGUACAUAGAUACGACGUUUUUGGACGAAGACCAUGAAUAUUUUCCAAAAAGAAGCGAGAGUGUGGAUGCCAUGUUGAAUGUAAUGGUUGAUUGGUUGAAGACGGUUGAUAAUGCAGUAUCAAUUCAUACGUCUGCCAGAUAUGGAUAUGAGUAUGUUUUCAAUGAAAUUUACAAAAAUUUAGGCAUUAAAGUUUAUGUUAGUGGUGCAAAGUGGAAACUAUAUAGCAAAAUACAACAUUUAGUUCCCGGAGUGACAAAUUCUGAAUAUGAAAAAAGGAUACAUUUGUGUGGAUAUCCAUGUGAAAAUAAAGGACAUUCAUAUAUUAACGCUAAUUAUAAUAACUAUCUACAUAUACAUCUCUCAGCGAGGAAAUGGGAUAACUGUAGUCCGAAUUCACCCCAAAUUCGUUUGGAAUAUGAACGGUCUUUAUCUGUUUGUUUUGCAACACACUGUAGUGCGCGGGAAAUAUUGUAUUUUAAAAAUUAUUUCCCAAUAUCCAAAGUGGUUGGGUUUCCGGAAGCCUUCAGAGAAAACAUUUUUGAAAAUAAAGCUGUGAUGGAGCCGAGUAAAGUGGAUGAGAAUGUGUUGAGAUUGUUAUUGCAU